ACUCUCGCGCACUUGCCGUUGGUGGUAAAAAGCGGAGCUCGCGCCUCAUCAGACAGACACCUUGUAGACUAGAAGACAGAACGCGCACGACUCACGUGCGAAUGUAAGAUGCAGCUGAGCGGCGGGACGAGUGUGGAGCCGGCGGUCAUCUAACGGAAGUCUGGGAGAGAGAGAGCCAUGAAGAAGCACCUGAGUCCGGCCAAACAACAGCAGCAACCACCGGCUGAUGUCCCGGCGGCUCCCGGCGGCGGCGGCGGCGGCGAGGUGACCGUCCAACAACUCAACGAGCUGCUGUCCAACGGCAGCGGCUUCUACAGCCUCCCGACUCAACACUUCAACGAGGUCUUCCCCAGAAUAUACGUCGGCAACGCGUUUGUAGCUCAGAAUGCGAUGCGCCUGCAGAAACUCGGAGUGACGCACGUCCUCAACGUGGCGGAGGGCACCUCCUUCAUGCACGUCAACACCAGCGUGGAUUUCUACGCCGGCACCGGCAUCACGUACCACGGUAUCCAGGCCAACGACACCGAGCAGUUCAACCUCAGUGCCUUCUUUGAGGAGGGGGCAGAUUUUAUUGACAAGGCCCUAGCACACAAUAAUGGGAAAGGGAAGGUGUACGUACACUGCAGAGAAGGCUACAGCCGCUCCCCCACCAUGGUUGUCGCUUACCUCAUGCUGCGCCACAGGAUGGACGCCCGGCUGGCGGUGGCCACCGUGAGGCAUAAGAGAGAAAUCGGCCCUAACGACGGCUUCCUUCGCCAGCUGUGCCAGCUUAACGAGAAGCUGGCGAAGGAGGGCAAGCUGAACGGGGAGGUGGGCAAACUAAAGACCAAAUGAGAACACGAAGAGACCCUCUGCCCCGUCUCCUCCCAUCAUGCCUUUCACAGGCUUCAGCUGCUCUCGGAGACUGACCCCACCCCACCCCACCCCGACCAAACCAGCACCCAUCUGACACGCCAGGGGUAUUCUGAAACACACAUGCAUUUAUCUGUGUAGAUAACUAUCCCUCAUGCACACACACACAAUCUCACACACAUAGUUUUCUUUCUUAUCUGUCACUGCUGCUCUGUAAGGGGGGACAUCUCGUCAGCGUGAGCUCAGAUACUGAAUACAAACAAACUCCUCAUCCCCCCCUUUUUUUAUCUACACCACACAGAUGAGCAGACGUCUCACUGCGAGCACCCGAAAGCUCCACAUUUCUGAGCACUUUUGAGCUGAGCUACUUAAAUCAUUCCUUCAAUUCCCACAAAGUUGAGACGGUGAAAAAAAAACAAAAAAACGUCACCCUGAUUUUUACAACUUCCUUAAAUAGUUCUACAAGAUUAUAGCACAAUCAUUCCAUAGUUUUCCACUGCCGGGAACGUCAGCAGGAGUAACCUGAGAUGUUGAGAAAAUAAAAAAAGUCGAUGGCCACACACACGAUACGGAUGAAACGAGUCGGUUGUGUUACACAAGAAGUGAGAUGUGAAUCCCAAACAUUCCAUGAAAACAGAAAAAAAGCCCCUCAGAGUUUCGUUUCCCCUCUCAGCCCAGUAUUUAAUGCACUAACACGAAUGAUUCACACUCCUGAUGCAAGCUGUAGCUCUAUGUAGCAUUUCAGUCGGCAUCCUUGACUCUGCGACCUCCAGUUUGACAGCGGUAGCAUCAAAAAUUAACACGGAGCACCGAGACACAAAGGCAGCAAAGGUCGAGCUAAUUAAAAAUAACGAGCUGCGUGGGUCGCUCGUGUAGCAGCCGUAUUUAGCUGAUAUGAUGAAUGUUCGUUAGAGUUAAAACUGACGGUAAAUUAGUUUGUCAUUGAGCUCCAACACAAUGCACAUCACAUUUAAAAACAAGGAAAAGGUCUCUUCCACAUUUUUAACUAAUAGCUUAGAUGGUAGUUUAUGUAGUUUGUGACCUGUAUGUAUAAUUCCUUUAAGUAAUAUCUCUGAUGGGAUGAACAGAUUUCACAUCACGUCUACACAAGAGGUGUAUCUUUAUUUAUUAAUAGUUUUCCAAGAAAAACUACCACACAACUGCUAAUCACAGCUUCUUAAAUGUGAUGAUUUGAUGCUCCUCUUUGUCAUAUAUGAUGAUAAACUGAAUAUUCCAACAGUAUCCAUAAGAGGCCAAAAUCAACCGAUAAUAUUGACAAUCUGAUUUAUCGCUCAGGCUCUGAUUCCAAAUGUUAAAUACCCGAAUGUAAGAAAAGGUAGAACACACACAAAACUUAAGGACGAAGUCGACUAACAUCAAAUUCAAUUAACUUUUUUCUGACCGUGUCAACAAACAUGCUAACGUUUCAUCCUAGUGGCUCAAAUCGGAGUGUUUCAAAACGUUAGCACGACUGUUAGUUGACUGUGUUCUGAAGAUGUGUGUGUGUGUGUGUGUGUGUGCUGCCUUUUUACCUGGUGAUUCAACUGCUGGAAUAUAUGACUUUGGUUGAGCACCACAGUACAACACUGUUAGCCUUUGGUUAGCUUAGGGCUAACCAACAUUUUUCACAGUUUUCUGAUUUCUGAUUUUGAAUCAAACCAUUAAUCAAAAAAAUUUUAUCGGAUGAAUUGAUAAUGAAAACUAUUAGUAGCAGCCCUUUGCAGCUGAGCUCUGUGACUGGCUACACAAAAUUAUUUUCUUACUUUUACUGCUACAUGAUCCCAAAUCUCUGUUUAUUAUUUUUCUUCCUGGAUGGAAAGUCAGCUGCAACUUAAUUAUUGUUUUGAUUCAAUUCAAUCUGUCUUUCAUUUUCUUGAUUAAUAAAUUAGUUGUUCGGUUGAUAAAGUGUCAGAAAAAAGGUGAAAAAGAAGUUGAUCAGUGUUUCUUAUGACAUUCUCAAAUAUAUCAACAUCGACAUGAAUGUUUUCAGUUUACUGUCACAGAGGAGCAAAGAAACCAGAAAAUAUUCACAUUGAAGAAGCUGGAAUCGGAGAAUCUGGAGUUGGUGAUUGCUCAAACAGAAAUGUGUUGUGCUAAAUUUCCUGUGGUAUUAUUUAUCACUCUCUUAUAUUCCUAACACACCCACAUGAACACACCAUCAUCGGUCGUAGCACGGCGUUGUUAAAAGCCGUUUUUUCCUGUUUACCGCCUUCAAACUAGAGGCCUGUCGUUGUAGCUGUCACAGGAUGCCUCCCACUUCACACAGAACGUUCCAGUCAUCGCGCCAGAGAGUUGUCCACUGCCAAUUCCCUGACACAGCCGUUAUCCACGGCCCGUAUCCAGUUCCACUGUUUCAUCAACACAGUCUGUCAGAGGUCCAUACACAACAUGUCACUGUCUCACUCCCGAGUGUGUGUGUGUGUGUGUGUGUGUGUGUGUGUGUGUGUGUGUGUGUGUGUGUCUGUGUGUCAUACGGUAGUUUAUUAUGCCUGACUUUAUGCACACACCACGAAUCACAAAGCCUUUCUUUGGUUGUAUGUACUAAAGCAUUGCAAUAUAUGUCAAUACCCCCAUCAGAUAUAUAGAAUGUAACCGCAUCUAAAUAUGAGUAUCCAGGCUGUAGUUGUCACAUAUAGGCGACAGUAGAUCAACAAUACACUUCGAGAGAUAUUACUGGGCAUAAUUCUGUAAACCUGUAGACCUAGUGCCAGGGAGGACGAGCGACGGGAGUGUUUUUAAAACCUGCAGCAGGUCACUCCUCCAGGCGGGUUCCCGGGAGAACAGCGUGAGGUCGAGGGAGCGUUUGACUGAAUAUUCCUCCUGAACAAUCGGCCUGUUCGCACGAGUCCUGUGGUCGGGGGGGGGAGCAGAAUCUAGGUUGUCUCACCUCAUUAAUGGCACUAUUUAUUCCUCCUUUGAUAUAUCUGUAUACAUAUGAAUAUAUACAUGUAUACUGUAUAUACAUAUUUAAGUGUUGACAUAUAUGAAUGUACGAGCAAUGUGUCUAUAACGUGUCGGUAUCGUCGGUAUGUCCUUUAUAUAUCAUGUUAUAUUUGUAUUAUGCUCCUCCAUUCUUUGCGUUCGCGGCUGAUUACAUGUACACUCGUAUUCCCGUAUGAUGUACAUGUGAAGUAACGUGUGUGAUUGUGAUGUUUCUCAUCACAAUCGUGCAAAAAGGGUGUUUUAUUUUCCCCCCCCGAGCUUCCUCCGGGACGCUGAGGCAUGUAACCACCGUGUUUAUAGUGUUUUUCUUUUUUUUUUUUUUUUUUUGGACAGUUUCAGUUGCCAUGGUGACGAUUAUUUAUUCAUACACAGCAAGAUGCAGGUGGCAGAAUAAGAUGGAUGAAGGAUAAUCCUGCAUACGUUCAACUCAUCCCAUCACAUUUGCUGCUUCGGGAAACAUUUACAGUUUUUUGGGGUUUUUUUUUUCUUUCUCGACAGGAGUUUUCUGAUUUCUCAUCCAGGAGGAUGAGUAUGAAGUGAUUCUCCGGCUGUACUUUACAUUUCAGUGCAAUGUUUUGAGCUGCGAAACGCACCGUGACACUGAACUUAAAUCUCUCAAACAUUCAACUUUUAGCAAAGCUGCAGAUUUACCAUGAAGGGGAGUUAUUUUAAGCCUAAGAAAAACUUUUUUUUUCAGUGGUUACAACUGACGAGUGGCACAAAAUGACAAAAACAGCAUAUUUUUGGUUUGAUAACAAUGUUUAAAAGAGAGGAAGGAGAGAGGAAAUAGUUCUUAUGUAUUAUUCCAACUUCCAAUAAUUUGAUAAUUCAGUUUGUGAUUAUUAUCAAUCCAGUGUUAUAAGUGAAAGGUGAAGGUAACGAUCCAUAUUAUCAUCUUUUAGAUACGCCUUUAUUUUGAAAUUCCAUGCAAACUUUGAGUAUGUGACAUAAUCUUUACUGCACUUAAACCAGUUGGUUAUUUACCUGCAGCAGCGAAAAUGCAGACUGUGGUAUCAGUAAAUAUUGUAUCGUUGUCCAGAGAAUUGAUAAUUGAUAUUGAUAUAUCGUAUUUUGUGUCAUAAAUGAGUUGCUUCCCUAUAUUGUACUGAAGUUUCCGCUUCACUUGGAGUCAGUCCAGCCGAAUGUGUGAGAAAAAAAAUCCUCCAGACUCAAAUUUUAAAUGACUCCAGCCAGACGAGACACUUUAUAGGCCACGUGUUUAUACAGUGAUCCGAUCUCAUCAGGUCCGGUCUUUUAAAAUAAAAUCUCAGAACAUGCAUUGAAAUGUCAAGCGCCGCUGUCGGAGAGGAAGGGGAGUAUUAUCACAGGGAGUUAGAAACGAGGGCAAACUGUCUCAGACUUUGAGAAACACGAGCGUGGCUGUGAAGUUUCUCCUGCGGGACGUCGCGCCGAUUCAGGUUCACACACAGGUUGUUUCCUGUCCACGCCGGUCAUCUCACACACUUGAAAAUGUCUCAGAUCUGUUAAAAAAAAAAAAAAGGAAACACUUGGGUUUUUUUUUGUCUUGCCAGUCGUGUUCGCUAGAUGUGUGGAAAAUCAAGUGCAGGCCUUUCAAAUCUGAGACCUAUUUUCAAGUCUGACUUUGCGCAUGUGUCACAGCGGCCCAUCAUGAACCCCAAACCACACGACAAACAGAGAGAACCACUUCCUCCGAGCUCCAACACAACACAUCAAACACCGAGAUGUCUGUGCCGAGCGAGCUGCAGCGCUGCGGCGACCACACGCCCAGUUUCUAAACCUUCACCAUUGGCUUUCCUCUCAUUCAGAUGGACAAUACUGCCCUCCUUCUGAACACACACACACACACACACACACACACACACAAAAAAGCAACAACUCAGUGUUUCUCGUUGAGUUCCACAUUCAGCUUAUCUUCCUAAAUUUUGGAAUUAUUGGGGUUUAAAUUCUACAAAUCGUUUCCAGGAUGAGGGUGCGUACUUUAUAGCAUCGACUGCCGACGCCGACCUGCUUAUCGACUCAAAUCAUUGACAAUUCUUUGGCUCAGAAAGUCGCUCCGAGGCAGCCGAACUAGCCAUGGUAGAAGUCCCGUUUUUUAUAUAUAUCCCGAUAUUUACACAACCAAAUUGUUACAACUUGAGCUUCUAUGAUGGCUACACCGCUGGCUUCACGCUCUUUUUUACGCAUCGAGUAACAGAUCAACACUGCCACCUGCUGUCCAACAAACCCAGUUCUGUUUUUUGAAAAGCUGAUUGGUGUUUUUUAGCUCAUGACAUCGGAAAUUGUUACAAAUCCAACCACAAAUCCUCGUUGUGUUUUUUUUUGUUUGUUUUUUUCCCUUCCCUGUGAUGUCGUUCAACAAGGUACCAGCAUCAUUUUGUGGGUUAUACUCCAGGUACAUUAUGUAUUAUCGAGAAUGUCAAACGUGAAAUGCCAUUUAAUGUAUAUUGUUAUAUAUCCUGAGUAUGUAACACGCACUAUGGCAGUUGUGAAUUGCUGCAUUUUACUGUCUUAACUGGCCUACUAUAUAGAUAGGACAUUUGUUUGAUAUUAUUGGAUCUUGUGAGUUGAAAUUGCAAACGAAACAUUGCUUUAUGACUUCCUUUUCUCUUGACGAUGUUUUGGUUUGAUGUGUUUUUUUUUUUUUGUAUUUGAAUUUGUCCAGUUUCAAGGAUACAAGUUGAUUUAUAGGUUUAAAGGAAAAAAAGGGGGACACUCCAGAAAAUGGAAAUUUCGGUCAUCAAGCGAUGGAAAGUCGGGGGAAGUUUUAGUUGUCAGCGCGAUCAUCUCUGGAGCGUUCAUACAAACACCUCGAGGGAGUGUUGGGGACAUUUUGAGCCAUCGGUGAGGGCUGAAGAUAUUCUCGAGUUAGUGCACGCAUGAGGGCUGGCUUUGGAUAUACGUGGCGUUUAUCUCUCAGGAUGUGCACGACCGACGCUCCAAACGGACGCAGGUAUCCUGCACAUCCUGAGGAAUACAUGCCAAGUAAAUGCAAGAUGUAAUGCACACAUGAACGGUAUCCUGCUUUCCUUCAGGUGUUUAAGAGAACGUCGCUACGUGUUUUUACUGCAAAGCUCCAGAAAUGUUUUGCGGACGAUGAAACUUCCCCCCCGCGAGCCGAUAAUGACAGAGUUUCCACUUUUGUUGUGGAACUAUUCCUUUAUAAUUUCUUUCGCUUUGCUAAUAAAGGUGAUUUUUAGUAGUGAAACUAAAAAGCUGCUUCUCCCGACUUCUCCGACCAUGAAUCCGAACGCAGUCGGCCAUCAGCCGUGUUUGUUUCUGGACGAUGAUCGUUGUUAUUCAUCCACAGAAGAACCCAGAGUGGAAGAGGAGGAUCGUUAAAUCGCUCACAGAGAGCCUGGUUGUGUUUCAUCACAGACAAAAAAAAACAACAAACUACUUUUAAAUUUGACUUUGGUUUAAAUGUGCGGCACAUCUCGGACAUCUGAAGCCGCUCCGUGACUGACGUCUGACGUCGUGGAAACUCAUCUGGCUGAUCUGUCCGGGUGAUGCGGUCGACUCCAUCCAGCUGCUCCUCUCGAGAGCGUUCAAACAAACACCGGAAAUUACUCACAAACACUGUUUGGCCCAGGUGAGGUGCCUCCACCAGAGCUGUCAUCUUCAUCAUCCUCUUCUUCUUCUUCUUCUUGCCUCCUUUCUGUUAAAGCAGGAGUUUGAGCACAAAUGAGUCCGCUGCCUGACUCCUCCUGGAGUCCACCACACAGUUACUUUUCUGUUGGUGUACAGACGUCAUAACUUUUUUUUUUGUUUGUUUGUUUUUUGUGGGUACAUCUCAACGUGGACAUCGGUCACCGCCACCGCCAACGCAUCACAACAGCAACGACACACAGCACCCCACCCGAAGCCUUACAGCAACGAUCGAUUCCUUAGAUUGUUUUUUGAGUUCGGUGUAUCUCACUUCACGCAGCAGGAAAGGGACUCCGCUCCCUUACAGAACGAGACAUUGUUGAAGUGCACUUGAUUUUAAAUUGCAAUGUUGUUUUUCUUACCUUGGAGAAGUCCCUUCUUUCUUAUGUUUAAGAAAUAAAUGGCUGAGGUAUCAACAUCUGA
Molecule: messenger RNA, 7845 nt
Organism: Acanthopagrus latus (yellowfin seabream)
Lineage: Eukaryota; Metazoa; Chordata; Actinopteri; Spariformes; Sparidae
Gene: dusp3a
Product: dual specificity phosphatase 3a
Exons: 3
Coding region: 178-834 (218 amino acids)
Biological process (GO): negative regulation of MAPK cascade; protein dephosphorylation
Cellular component (GO): cytoplasm
Molecular function (GO): protein tyrosine/serine/threonine phosphatase activity; MAP kinase phosphatase activity
Source: RefSeq, a predicted model, not a curated record